GUUAACGAAACCCGACUAACCCAGCCCCUAAUCAAUUUCUGCGUGAUUGUAUAUAUGGAUGAUAUUUUGGUCUUUUCGAAAACACACGAGUACCACGUGGAACACAUCGAGUGGGUUUUGCAUGCACUGAAAGAUGCUGGGUUCAAAGUGGCCUUUGAGAAAAGUGAGUUCUUCUUGUCGGAGAUUUCAUUCUUGGGGUAUAUCGUCACGGUCGACGGGCUAAAACCGGAUCCGAGGAAGGUGCCAGCAGUUCAAGACGCCCCGACGUCGGUCACACUCACCCAGGUCCGGGCUUUUCUGGGGCUGGCAUCCUAUUACCGACGCUUCAUCAAGGGGUUCGCCGGUAUAGCGAAGCCCCUCACGAUCCUGCUAAAGAAAGAGGAACAGCUGAUCUGGACGCCGGAAUGCGAGGCGGCGUUUCAGGCGUUGACGGAGGCUCUGACAUCUGCUCCUGUGUUGGCGCGUCCCGACCCGACAAGACCGUUCGCACUGUACACGGACUGGCAGCCUCAGGCGAUAUCGGCGGUGCUGACUCAGCACGGGAAGGACGAAAGGGAGCACGUCAUUGAGUAUGCGUCCAAGACGCUGAGCCAGGCGCAGGCUAAUUACGAAGCAUGCAAAGGUGAAUGCCUGGCGGUGGUGUGGGGGAUUCAGCACUUCCGACCGUAUCUGUACGGCCAGAAAUUCGUGCUGGUGAUGGAUCAUCAGCCGCUGCUGUCCCUACGCAACAACACGGACUACACGUGGACGCUGGGCAGGUGGGCGGUGCGUUUGCAAGACUAUGACUUCGACAUCCACCAUCGCGCCACGCGGCAGCAUGGUAACGCCGAUGGAUUAACGCGCCUCCUGCCGCCCAACAAGUGUCCCGCCAACGAGCGACUCAUUCCGUGGAGGCCAGAAGUCGCGGCUACGAAACCACACUAUGGGGAGCUAUACGUGCUGCCCGCUGCCCUUCGCCGACGAGGACGCGUGGGAGUUGCACCGUCGCUGUACAAGUCGGUGGCGCUGGGGAUGUUCCGGUUCUUCGUGGAUCACGAAGACCACGCUACCGGUGAGCACUUCGUCAUUUACUACGUCAUCACACGACCCAAGCCAGCGGAGAAGGAAGGGACGGUCGCGCUGUACCCAUUUGCCCAGCUCCAGACGAUCGAUCCAGGAUUUUUGGAGCUCAUACAUCUUGAGCUCCUCUCCAUCUCGCAAGUGAUCGCGAGCGAGGAGGAGGAGAUCCAACCACGACUGCGGACAGCGACGGCCCCGCGGAGAACGUACAAUGCGGUCGUCAUCCCGGAUUACAUUGCGCAGCGCGCGGAGAGAUUGGACGACUUCCCGGAGGAAAGGCCGUUGCGUCCUCCCUCAUCGUACUCUCGGCCAGCACCACCGAAGGCCCCCAAGAAGACGCCGAACAGGAAGAGACGCCACCCGUCGCCAGGAGCGCAAGGCAGCAGGAUCGGCGGCGGCGAGGAAGUGAUUCAGCCCGCGUGCGCGGCGACACUCGUUAAGGAGACUAUCGUGCCAUCGCCGCCCAUUCCGCGUGUGCCCGACCUCAAUCUUGAUGGAGCCGGGCCAUCAUCAACAACAGCAGCCGGAGGGGGAAGCCGAAUGGGAUUUCCGGAUCCCAUAUCCAGACCCCCCGUCCUCGCGGGACCUCUCCUCGACCGCGGGCUUAUCGGAUGGGGGAGGGCAGAUGGAAACAGGUCAAUGUUGGAAAUAUUGCAAUAUCCAGUUGUACAAGGUCAAGAGGAGGACGAGGAUGAGAAGCAGGACAGCCCAUCAGGACCACAGAAGGACGAUACGAACCAUACAAAAUCUGCUGCUGUUGGAAAUGCAUCCGUGGAGGUUAUGAGACUUGCAGCAGCACAAGCCGAUCCAAAUGCUGACCUGCAUUUUCUGGCAGAUGGUAUAGCAGAUGAAGGAGAGCCUGGAGAGGGAGAGGGAGCGGGAGAGGGAGAAGAUGAUGAUGACACCAACACAGAUGACAGCCUGAAGUCGCAGGGGCAACAAGCGGGUGGGAAGGGCACUGGAUCGUCGGAGGGUCCAGGUUCUGCCAGUGCGAUUGUGAUUAAUGAAGGGGGGCAUUUGCUUGGAGAGGAUGGAGAAAGAAGUGAGCUCCAGCGCAGGACCGCGGCAGCGGGAGGUGAUGCGUCGCGUAACACGGGCUCUCUGGAAAAACUGUCAGCAGAAAUUGCGAAUGCAGAGGGAAAAGAAGAUGCACGAUUCCCCACAGUGUCAGGCGGAGCCCUGAGCUUGCCGAGUCCAACGAGGACGAGGGGCAUGAGAACAGAAGGAGGAGGAGGUGGAGGAGGAGGUGGAGGAGGAGGAGGGGAAGGAGGAGGAGGAGGAGGCGGAAGAGGAGGUGAAGGAGGGGCAGGAGGAGGGAAGACAUGUGAAGGGGCAUGUCUUUCAUUUGACAACUGACGUCAUGCAAGUUCAUGGCAGAAAUAGACCCAUGCAGUGGCAUGCACCUACCCUAGACAGCCAGUCAGGUGCAGGCCCUGCAC
Messenger RNA from Chara braunii, 2498 nucleotides. The record is from the annotation of a GenBank genome assembly. NCBI's taxonomy places the organism in Eukaryota, Viridiplantae, Streptophyta, Charophyceae, Charales, Characeae.